AUGGAAUAUUAUGAACUAUGCAAAUUAGAUGAAACUAUACUUUCGAAAAAACAGAAUCCAUUCGCUCCUAAACAACCAUUUAGACUAGGAGUUGCGGGCACCUCUGAGAAGCAAAUAUAUCCGUGGAUGUCUGGUGAAAAACGUGGUCAUAAAAUACCAAAAGGCGGGAGCAAAAAUUUUGGUGAAAGGUACAUUCCGUGUGAUGAUCUAAUUGUUGUUGCGCAACACCAAGAUGAAGAGUUAUGGGAAGCAGUACAAUGUUUUUAUGAAUUUAUAGCCAAGGAUAAGCAAGCUCCAUGGUAUGAAAAUGUGAGAUUCAAACUGAUAACGCCUGAAGAACUACCUGAUAUUUCGUCUUUCAAAAGAACUGGCCGAUCUACUCUUAUAGUCUUUGAUGAUCUUGCCGGUGAACCUCUGGCAACUCAACUAAAAAUCGUUCCUUUCUUUAGGUCAGGCAGGCAUGAAGGAAUUAGCUCAAUUUAUAUCGCCCAGCGUUUUUAUGAAAUCCAUCAGAAUAUACGUGGAAAUUUUACAUAUAUUUCAUUGCAUCGUGGAUGUGGAACACUAGAUAGCAUAAAACGAAUUCUUAAAGAUAUGUAUGAUGAUUAUGAGCCUCUAGCAAAAAAAGUUUAUGAUGUGAUAAAAAAACAUUUCGUGGUUAUUGAUAUCCGAAGACCAUCUGAUGACCCCUUAUCAAUUAGAUUUAGAUGGGACAAACCUUUAAAGGAUUGGCAAAAUAGUUGA
Molecule: messenger RNA, 744 nt
Organism: Ambispora gerdemannii
Lineage: Eukaryota; Fungi; Glomeromycota; Glomeromycetes; Archaeosporales; Ambisporaceae
Source: the annotation of a GenBank genome assembly